ACCUGGAAAUAAUACUUCUACUAGUUCACCAGACCUAGUGAUAAACAGUUUCAGUGUUAUGCAAACUGAUAUGGGUAUAAGCCACGUGGCCAGAAUUACAACUGGCAAACGUCUGAAGAAAUCUGAGCAAUGCAUAUCUACAGAUGCAAAAUUGUUGGUUAAUACAGAAGAGAAAACAUUUGAGGCACAUAAGAGAACUCACAUAAAAGACAAUCAUUUUGAAUGUUCUGAUUGUGGAAAAAGUUUUACUCUGAAGACAAGUCUGGUUAGACAUAACAUAAUUCACACUGGGGAAAAACCAUUUGCUUGUUCUGACUGUGGGAAACAGUUUACACAGAAAAUAAGUCUUGUGAGGCACAGACGGAUUCACACAGGGGAAAGGCCUUUUGUUUGCUCUGAUUGUGGGAAAUGUUUUAGUCGAGCGUCACUUCUUGUCGAUCAUAAAAGAACUCACACAGGAGAGAAACCAUUUGAAUGCUCCGUUUGUAGAAAGUGUUUCAGCCGGGCUUCACUUCUUCUCAUACAUCAAAGUAUUCAUACUGGAAAGAAACCAUUUGAAUGUUCUGAUUGUGGAAAAUGUUUCACCCAAAAUACAAAUUUGGUUACACAUCAGAGAACUCACACAGGAGAGAAACCAUUUGUAUGUUCUGAAUGUGGAAAACGUUUUAUACGAAAUGCAAAUCUUAUAACACAUAAGCGGAUUCAUACUGGAGAAAAACCUUUCAAAUGUUUGGAUUGCGGCAAAUGUUUUACUCAAAAAACAGAUUUUAUUACGCAUGAAAGAAAUCAUACUGGAGAAAAACCAUUUACUUGCUUAGACUGCGGUAAGGGUUUUAUUCGUACAACAGAUUUGCUUAAACACCAGAGAAUUCAUACAGGAGAGAAACCAUUUGCAUGCCUGGAAUGUGAUAAAUGUUACAAUAGGGCAUCACUUCUUGUAAUACAUAAGAGAAUUCACACUGGGGAAAGACCGUUUGAAUGUUCUCACUGUGGGAAAAGAUUUACACAAAAUCCAAAUCUUGUUAAACACAUGAGGAUCCACACAGGAGAAAAACCAUAUUCAUGUGCUGACUGUGGGAAAUGCUUUACUCAGCACUCGGGUCUUGCUAUACAUAAGAGAGUUCACACGGGGGAGAAACCAUUUGCUUGUUCUGCAUGUGGAAAAUGUUUUAUCUCUCCAUCAAAUCUGGCUAAGCAUCAGAGAAUUCACAUAAAAACAGAAAUUAUUUCUUAAAACUGAGUAGAAAAAAGGCCUAUUUUUAUGUGUGUGAUUAUAUAUA
This is a messenger RNA of Bombina bombina (fire-bellied toad), 1280 nucleotides long. Its product is annotated as gastrula zinc finger protein XlCGF17.1-like. Bases 59 to 1234 code for a protein of 391 amino acids. The record is from RefSeq and is a predicted model, not a curated record. Lineage: Eukaryota; Metazoa; Chordata; Amphibia; Anura; Bombinatoridae. The transcript has a single exon.